AUGGGCAUCAAUACAUUGCUGCCAUUUUUGAAGGACGUUACCGUUAAAGUUAACAUUGAAUCGCUUAAUGGACAAUCAGCGGCAGUCGACGCUUCAUGUUGGAUACAUAGAGCACUUUCUACCAGGUAUAAACAAAACGGCAAUGAUUCCAGGUGAGGUUUUAAUUUUAUCAUAUUAAAUAUGUUCAUUUUGAAAACAGUGGGUUUUUAAAUAGUUCCUAUAUUCAUUGUUCUAGAUUGCAAGGCAUCCUUGAGUUGUAUAUCGAUAUCCUGCAACGAAGCGGGAUAAAACCUUUCAUAGUGUUUGAUGGCUUGCCAUUGCUGGCUAAAGAAAAGUAAUGAGCGAAGAGGACGUGGUAUAUUAAAUUAUUGUCAUUUUGUAUAUAAUAUCAGAUGUGCGAAUUACAAAAUAUGUAAAUCGUGUAAACAUGUAAAUCAAAGCAUUCUCUCACAAAUGCACAAAUGAUGUCAUUAUUAAAGGAAACAAAACAAAGCGAGGACCAAAGCAGCAGAACACAUGCAGAAAGGAGAAACAUCGGCAGCAAACAAGUUAUUGGUAGGAUCUGCACAGAUUGCAUAUGCCAUGACAACAACAUUCAUCAGAGUAAGUUGUGCAUUGUUGUGCAUUUAGAAUUUAGAUGCUAGUUUUACAAUUCCCAUAUAUGUGAAUAUAUACGGAAUUCAUCACAACUGGGAAAUGUUUUGUUAUUCUUUUAGUUAUGUCGCUACAAAAACAUCGACUACAUCGUCGCUCCAUACGAGGCUGACUCACAGAUUGCAUUUCUGACAAGAAAUGGACACGUGGAUUUGCUAUCAAUGAGGAUUCAGAUUUAUUAG
Paramuricea clavata is the source of this 836-nucleotide messenger RNA. The record is from the annotation of a GenBank genome assembly. Lineage: Eukaryota; Metazoa; Cnidaria; Anthozoa; Malacalcyonacea; Plexauridae.